Messenger RNA from Mesocestoides corti, 204 nucleotides. The record is from the annotation of a GenBank genome assembly. Lineage: Eukaryota; Metazoa; Platyhelminthes; Cestoda; Cyclophyllidea; Mesocestoididae.
AUGAAUGUAGAACCCCGAAAGGUUGCUGCACGUUGGGGUGUGGAACACGGAACAACUGACUUGCCCCAACCAACCUGCCCAGAGAAGGCCAAGCGCGAGGCCUUGACAUUGGUCUCGAGCCAUUCCGAGGUUAACGGACAACGUGAUUUUGACUUAGUCAGGGAAGAGGAAGAAGACCGGAGACUUCAGGGGUUCAACCGUUGA